AUGGUCCAAACGCGAAGCAGGGUCGCUGCUUUGCGCAAGGCCGUUGCCGCUGAACCUGAAGAAAGCAGCUCGGAUUCUGACAGCGAUGCAUCCAUCCCGGCUAACCCUCGCCCUUCUAACAUCAAAAGCCCAGUCACCUUGCGCCCCAACAAGGCGUCUUUGCCUGAACUAAACAAUGGGGUCAACAAAAAGAAGCGGAAUGCCAGUCCAAGCCUGGAGACGCCAGCCAGGAAGAGAGCCAGGGCCCAUGAGCCCACCGAUCCGGAGGACGAUGAGGGGGUAGACGAGACCGCCAUGCAUGUCAUCAACGCGUUUAGCAACCGCCAGACGCCGAACCCGAAGCAAAAGGGUAUUGAAGUCCUGCUUCGAAGCGGCGGCAAGCCUGCUCGACGAAAACGGGACGGGACCAGUAUUGAAGAUACGAUUGACGAGACGCCCGAGUCCGUUAGGAAUAACCGAAGGCCGGCGCCCGUUGUCGAAGAACCUGAGCCUGCAGAGGAAGGAUUGGUCGAGGGGGAAGAUUCUGACCAUGAUGAGGUCCAUCGAAGAAUCGCCAGGGAGGAUGGUAGCCCAGAGCUUGACUCUUCGCCCCCAAAACCCAAACAACCACAGCAAAGCCGACGUGUGGAAUCUCGAACCCUACAACCAGUCGCGACUGCUUUAGCCGCACCUCUUCGACCUGCUACUAUCAACAAUUUGAAACCCACGGCCCCGCCCAGACAAUUGGGCGAAGAAAAAAGCUCCAGCUCAAGUCACAACAUUCUGCCCACCGUCGAAGCAGAAGAUGAACUGUUUGUGGAUCAAGCCAAUAAUAGGCAGUCAGACUUGGAAGAGGAAGCGGAAUCGGACGAUGUUGAUGAGCAGGAUCGGCGCGAGGAAGAUUGGGAAAAGCUCGAAGAAAUUGGGGCACCAGAUAAUGGGGUUCAACUUGCCGUUAUGGAUGACCCAGAUGAUGUGUUCGAAGACGAGGAUGAGGACGACACCGCACUUUACCCAGCCAUCCAUAUUCUAGUGCCGGAAGUAGUGGACAAACGAUCAAUCGUAACUCUGGACAGCGAGCACCUGGACACGCUACGCGGGAUGAUGGGCAAGGAACAGUGGUCCGACUUGGGCAAGUUUUGGGAACUCCAAAUCUAUAGUGCAGAUGGCUUCCGCUUCGACUCUGAGUCACCAGCCACCACGCCUGGAAUUCGUUGUAUAAGAGCACUCUACGCCUUUAGAGAAUGCCUCGUUGGCUUAAAGUGUCCCCGUGAUCUCAGCAGACAGAACAAGCAUCUGGUUCGCGUGCAUCGCCAACUGAAUGAAGAGCUUACCAACGUGGCAAGAAAAAUCGUCAGGGUCCGCAACUCGCUGAAGCAACAGACAGGAAACUACAAGCAGCAGGUCUCAGCUGAUAUCCAGCAGUUUAUCAUUCCGACAUUGAUCCUCACUCUACGGGACCUGUUUUUGCUCGGCACUCUGGGUUAUAAAGCGCCACGGCACCAAACGCUUCCCCCCCUCCCCAAAUCAGGCCAGUUUACAUGCGUCACCGUGCAAUACGUUAGCUCGAUCACGAAGCGACUUUCAUUCUUGAUCCAGGAUCUCAUGGAACACUGCGAGAACGAGGUUGCAAAAAAACAGUUGGGAUGGAAUGAUUUCUCUCAGGUCUUUGAUGAAUGGAAGUUUGAACUACAAGAAAAGAUUAGUGCCGUCAACGAGGAGAUAAGCCGCCAAGAGAAGAUUGAUCGGGAUAAAGCAAUCAAGCAGAGGAGGAGACAGCUGCUGGAGAUUGAAGCUGCCAAGGCUACUGAGCAGUGGAACAGAAUGGCGGUGUCGACGCAGCGCUUGAGGCACCAACCUAGUCCGAUGGCGGAAAAGCAGCGUUUGGCGGACAAGUAUAUCUCGCCUCCUCAGGAUCCGAUUUCUCCGCCUCGGCCGCGCCCCGAUAGCAGCAGCCGACCGUACAGCAGCUACAUCGAGACUGUCCACACAGCUCCCUCCACAUUGCAACAACCACGGGUGAAUGCCCCCCAAAGACGAACUUCAGUAAUACGAGCACCAUGGCCUCCAUCACGGCGCCGUCUAGGGUUGGCUCAGUCUGAUCAAGCUUCAUCGGCGUCAUCGAUGAUGCAGUCUUCUGCGGUAAAGCGCCCCACGAAUCAGCCUCUGAUAAGGCAACCUUGGCCUUUGAUGAGACAGGCUCCACCGCAGUCAAGUCCAGUCCGGCAUCAGAAGAAGGGUGUUAUGGUCAUUGAUUCUUCGCCGGAGCCGGAAGUCUUUGCUGUCCCGGAUCACAUUGAUACCCCUAGCAGGCAAGCGAAGCCACGGGUCGAAUUAGAGGUUGAAGAAGUUGAGGGGGAAGAGGUAGAGGAAGAGGAGGAGGAAGAAGAAGAAGAAGAAGAAGAGGAAGUUGAAGAAGUGCGUGAAGAUGUUGAAGAAGAUGAGGACGAUGAAGAAGAGGAAGCAUUUGGCAAAGUCUGGGAUAAUGGGGAGAGGGCGUUUCUUGUUGACCAACUUGAAGAAGCGGCGGUAGAGGGAAUUACAAGGGAGAACUUGGAGGAGUGGGCUGAGUGCUUUGAGUGUUCUGUUCCAGAGGUUCGGCAGCAGAUAUCGAGCUUGCAAAAGGAAGGAUUGUGGCGGGGGUCGCUGUGA
This is a messenger RNA of Podospora pseudopauciseta, 2631 nucleotides long. RefSeq lists its product as uncharacterized. Lineage: Eukaryota; Fungi; Ascomycota; Sordariomycetes; Sordariales; Podosporaceae. The record is from RefSeq and is a predicted model, not a curated record. The transcript has a single exon. Bases 1 to 2631 code for a protein of 876 amino acids.